CUCUAAGCCAAGCCGGUCGCACUUCAAAAAUUCUCCAAUCAUUCGAACCGAUCGCGACGAGGCGACACGCGCUUUUUAUAACGACUAUCCAAAUCUCCGACCCAGAUAACUUGGACCAUCUCCCCCCCCCUCCCUAAUACCGUCCAUUUCCAAUCGCGAUCGAAAUUGGUGUCGCACGCGUUUGGUCAGUGGAGCUAUAAGUAACUUAGUUUCCAAUUCAGUCUCACAAAAGAGUGCAAAAAAUAAGAGACUACGACAUAAGAGCAAGAAAUUUAAGGCGAGAACGAAUUAGAAACAAUAAAACAAGCACCAAACAUAAACCUAGGAAACUCAAAUCGGGGCCAAAAUAGUCAAGAUGCAGACAGGCUACCGCCCUUACCCGCAGCAACAGGUGCCGCCUCAGCAGCAGCAGCAACAGCAGCAGCGUACCCCCCAUACGGCCGGACAGCGACGAGGAGGCAUUGGUCCCAUGAUGUCGUCCGGUCCUCAUCAUCAAGUCCCCCUGACUCAGGCGCAAAUCGCCCAGCAGCAGCAGGCCGCCGCUAUACAGGUCGAGAUGGCUAAGCGGCGCAGUCGCAAGCCAACCGAUAAGAACCUUCCAGACAAUAUCGACGAGUGCGCUGUUGGGGAUAUGGCGGUGAGGUAUCGAGAGCUUAGGGAUUUUGAGAGAAGACUCGAUGCGACAAUGACGAGGAAACGGCUUGAUAUCGUUGACUCGGUAAAUCGAAGCGUCAAGCGCUGGAAGACACUUCGAAUCUGGAUUACCAAUACGGCGGAAGACCAAGUUUGGCAAGGGAAUAGCAUCGAUGUCGAUACCUUCGAUUUUAGUUCAAAUCUGGAGCCCACGUAUCGCGUCAAGAUUGAAGGACGAUUGUUGGAUGAUGACGAUGAUCUCGACAAGGACGAUGACAGUGAAGAUAACACGGGCGGAUCCGAUGACGUCGACCGUAUGGAGGAAGACACGAAACCGAAGCCGAAGACCCCGAAGUACAGGUUCUCUCACUUUUUUAAGGCUCUGAGCGUGGACUUCCCUAGCAAUCGAAAGGAUAUCGACCAGGUCGUCGAAUGGAAGAAACCGGAGAGGACUGGUCCUUCGUCGAGUCUUCCCGCCUCUGCCGACUUUGAUGAACUGACAUUUAAGCGCAGUGGAGACGAGAACCUCAAUAUUACCAUCAAUCUUUACAGGCAUGAAGAACCCGAGCGAUACGCCGUCAGCCCGGAGUUGGAAGACAUCGUCGACAUGCCAGAAGCUACACGACAGGAGAUCGUGAUGGGAAUAUGGGAAUACAUUAAGCUGAUGGGGUUACAAGAGGACGAGGAGAAGCGCAACUUCCGAUGUGACGACUUACUGAGAAAAGCUUUUGGUAUCGAGACAGGUUCGAUUCCGAGGCUGCAGGAAUACAUUACACCGCAUUUGAAACCCCUACCUCCGGUCAAGCUUCCCUACACAAUCCGACUGGACGAGGAGUUUCACAAAGACCCGCAACCUACCGUCUACGAUGUUCGCGUCGCUGUAGACGACCCAUUGCGUGAGAAGAUGUCUUCGUUCCUUAGCAACUCCGGCUACGCGAAUAUGCUGAAGGAAGCCGCUUCCCUCGACGAUCAGCUCGCUAUCAUCAUCCAUGCGAUCCACGUAUCGAAAGCCAAGCAUGCUUUCCUAACGUCUCUCAGCGAGGACCCUGCUAAUUUUGUAAGAGACUGGCUAAGUUCUCAGAAGCGUGACCUCGAUGUGAUUAUGGGAGAAUCGAUGAGAGGCACUGGCGAAGAUGCCACCGGAGACGAGUGGAGAAAGGGAGGCAAGGAUAGUAUCUGGUCUACCGUCAACGCUCGUGAAAGUGUUACUGUGAUGUUGUCCAAGCAGCCUGUUCUGCCACAACGGUAGGACUUGAAUUAUUUCAUCUAGAACUUGUGAAACAGGAGGAAAGGAUAAUACGACUUGAGUAAUAGUCAUGGUAAUGGCGUAUGGCGUGCUGGUUUGUGGUCUAGGAUUACGGACUACGCUCGUAACUUUCUAGAUGAAAGGGGGGAUUAGCUCGAGGAAAGAGGUUCUAUAUCCCUGUAUUAAUAGAAUUAGUAUCAGCGAGGAAAUAUUUUUAGGUACCUGAUCCAAGGGUCAGUGUCGUCGUCGGAAGACAAUCCACGAUCGUUUUUGAUGGAUAUUUGUUUAUAUGCUACGUCAUUGGCCCAAUGUUAUAUGCAACGGCUAGCUAGCCUCGGUCUUUAUAGUCUUAAGCCCGAGAGCUUUUGGCUUUAA
Messenger RNA from Daldinia caldariorum, 2254 nucleotides. RefSeq lists its product as uncharacterized. The record is from RefSeq and is a predicted model, not a curated record. Gene Ontology annotation, biological process: regulation of transcription by RNA polymerase II. NCBI's taxonomy places the organism in Eukaryota, Fungi, Ascomycota, Sordariomycetes, Xylariales, Hypoxylaceae. The transcript is spliced from 4 exons. Bases 356 to 1882 code for a protein of 508 amino acids. Gene Ontology annotation, cellular component: SWI/SNF complex; nucleus.